CUGGAAUGCUCCUCGGUAUAUCCUGAGCAUGCCGGCGGUACGACAUGAGCGUGUGAGGAAGAAAUACCACAUUCUGGUGGAGGGAGAAGGCAUUCCCGCUCCCAUCAAGAGCUUCAGAGAGAUGAAGUUUCCUCAGGCCAUUCUGAAAGGACUGAAGAAGAAGGGGAUCGUUCACCCGACACCCAUUCAGAUUCAGGGAAUACCAACCAUUCUCUCCGGCAGGGACAUGAUUGGCAUUGCGUUCACGGGUUCGGGGAAAACGCUGGUCUUCACUCUGCCCAUCAUCAUGUUCUGCCUGGAGCAGGAGAAACGCCUGCCUUUCUGUAAGAGAGAGGGACCGUACGGGCUCAUCAUCUGCCCUUCUAGGGAGCUGGCGAGACAAACACACGGCAUCAUUGAGUACUACUGUAAGCUGCUGGAGGAUGAAGGAGCUCCUCAGAUGCGCUGCGCUCUCUGCAUUGGAGGAAUGUCUGUCAAAGAGCAGAUGGAGGUGGUCAAACACGGGGUGCACAUGAUGGUGGCGACUCCAGGCCGACUGAUGGACCUGCUGAACAAGAAGAUGGUGAGUCUGGACAUCUGCAGGUAUCUGGCUCUGGAUGAGGCUGACAGGAUGAUCGACAUGGGCUUCGAGGAGGACAUCCGGACCAUCUUCUCUUACUUUAAGGGUCAGAGGCAAACGCUGCUCUUCAGUGCCACGAUGCCCAAGAAGAUCCAGAACUUUGCCAAAAGUGCUUUAGUUAAACCCAUCACUAUUAAUGUGGGCCGAGCUGGAGCCGCCAGUCUGGACGUCAUUCAGGAAGUGGAGUACGUGAAAGAAGAGGCCAAGAUGGUUUAUCUGCUGGAGUGUCUUCAGAAAACCCCACCGCCGGUAUUGAUAUUUGCAGAGAAGAAAGCAGAUGUGGAUGCAAUACACGAGUAUCUGCUGCUAAAAGGUGUGGAGGCCGUGGCCAUUCAUGGAGGAAAAGAUCAGGAAGAAAGAACCAAAGCCAUCGAGGCCUUCAAAGAGGGAAAGAAAGAUGUUUUAGUGGCCACAGACGUCGCUUCCAAGGGUCUGGAUUUCCCAGCUAUACAGCAUGUAGUCAAUUAUGACAUGCCGGAGGAGAUCGAGAACUACGUCCACAGAAUAGGCCGCACAGGUCGAUCCGGCAAGACUGGAAUCGCCACAACAUUUAUCAACAAAGGAUGUGAUGAGUCUGUGCUGAUGGAUCUGAAGGCUCUGCUGGUUGAAGCUAAGCAGAAAGUUCCUCCGGUUCUGCAGGUUCUGCACACCGGAGACGAGACCAUGCUGGAUAUUGGAGGGGAGCGCGGCUGUACCUUCUGCGGAGGUUUGGGUCACAGGAUCACAGAUUGUCCCAAACUGGAGGCCAUGCAGACCAAACAGGUCACCAACAUCGGCCGCAAAGACUACCUGGCCAACAGCUCCAUGGACUUCUGAUGCCGGGGGCUUUUAUUCUGUACACACAUGUAUUAUUCUGCUGGAAACUGUACAUUACUGUUGAUCUUCUGUGAAUCUGUCUAUCAGUGUUUUACUCAGUCUAAAAUAAAAGAGAAGCUGCAUUACACUGAGAA
Molecule: messenger RNA, 1569 nt
Organism: Danio rerio (zebrafish)
Lineage: Eukaryota; Metazoa; Chordata; Actinopteri; Cypriniformes; Danionidae
Source: RefSeq, a predicted model, not a curated record